AUUAAGAAUGUUUACGACAAAACGACGAAACAAGAUGCAGUCGAAACAAAUGCUUAUUUUGAUACUCACGUGAAGAUAGAGCUAAAGAAUGACUACUUAUCAUCUAUUCCCGAUAUGAAGCCAGCCGCAAAACUCGUCGGCCAAAUAUCAUACCCGAAACUAGGGCCUCAAAGAAAAGAAAUGGAAGCAGUGAUUGCAUGGUAUCACGGCCGAGAACUAGACUACACUACCGGUUUUAUGAGAUACGGAGUCAGAUAUCAGAAUGGGCGCCUGAUUGUACCACUUACAGGAACGUAUAAUAUUUAUUCCUUCCUAAGCCUUACAGAAAACGAUGAUUCACCAGAUGUUCCGUUUGAUACAAGCAGAAAUGCAACCCUUGUGAAGCAUGCAAUGUACAAGUAUAAUGUUAAGCUGGGCAAGGACGUGGAACUGGUUUCUUCUAUACAAACACACCGGGAGUCGACCAAUCGAAAUUUCAAUGCUUUCAGUUCACAAAUCUCCACGUUGGUACAAUUAGAGGCUGGAGAUGAAAUUUCUGUGAAAAUAAGCGACAUUUUGCUAAUAUCCUAUCCAGGUGAUAACUUUUUCGGUCUGCACAUGAUCUGACUAUCUCUGAAGUUAUCACCUGGGAACAUAGAAAUGUCCACCACGUGGAACUGCGUGCUCGCCGCGUGGAUGCUUGCUACAGAAGGUUCCACAAACGUUCAUCAUAGCUCAAUGAGGUAUAUUAUUUCUGCGUAAAGGGCAGAGUAAAAUAAUUCGCAAGCACUAUACCCAAAAAACGCAAUUAUGUUUUUGCAAAUAAUUUCCAAGACUCAUUCUUGGAAGCGGAGCAAUUUUGUAUAUUCGCCGAUCAAUGCAAAACCAAUAAAUCAUAUGACAUUACCAUCCUCGUUGAUAAUAAUAACUGUUUAUUUUAGGACAUGCAUUAUGUUUUAAAGUCGAAUGUGAAGUGGAUGUUUAGGUGAACCAAAAAAUCUGAUGAGACGAUUGUUUUUAUUUUAUGACUCGAUGUAACGUUUUGUUGUUUUAGAACGCAUUUCGUGAUUUUUAUUUAUUUCACCUAAAUAUCAAGCAAAUUACUUGCUGUUUGCUGUUAUAAAUGUUAUGGUGUUCGAACCUGUCAUCUCCUCGUAAACGUGAUUUAAACUGUGAACACUAGAGAUUGCUGUCAGCAUACAACAUACUCCAUUAGUGCUGUUGAAUUAUUUAAUCGAAUUUUGUAUAUUUGUUUGUAGUUAUUGUUCGCUUACAUGUGACAUAAUACGUCUCUUCAACGAUUGGUGUUUAACGCAUAUAGCAUUAAUUAUUGGAAAUAUAUAAUUUUGUAAUGUAAUUUUGAAGUUCUUCACAAAUCAUUUUCGCCAUAAGCUUAAUGCCGGCCGAUCGAGUAGGUUAAAACCCGGAUUCAGAAAAUAUAUCCUCAUACAAAAUAAUUCAACGUCUUUUGCCGAAAAACAUCCGAGAUGUCAGUAUUAUAUGGUUUGAAACAAGCGAGACUUAGCGCAACAUUUUUUCGGGAAUAGGCGAAUCAAAA
Molecule: messenger RNA, 1537 nt
Organism: Dreissena polymorpha
Lineage: Eukaryota; Metazoa; Mollusca; Bivalvia; Myida; Dreissenidae
Product: tumor necrosis factor ligand superfamily member 15-like
Exons: 3
Coding region: 115-606 (163 amino acids)
Biological process (GO): immune response
Cellular component (GO): membrane
Molecular function (GO): tumor necrosis factor receptor binding
Source: RefSeq, a predicted model, not a curated record